AUGGGCAGAACACAUUUUUGCCUGGUGCCCCGUGGCUCGUCCGCUUGGACCAUCCACCUCUACGAGAGCUUCUUUUUUGGUUGUAUUCCCGUGAUCCUCUCAGACUACUUGGAUGUGCCCUUCCAGGGAAUUGUUGAUUGGCCAGCCUUCAGCAUCAAGUGGCCCGAAAACAAUGUUGGACACGAGUUGCUGGAAUACCUUCGAGGUAUUCCACUGAGGCGCAUUGCGGACAUGAAACGUGAGCUGGAGGAAGCCGCUUGCUUCUUCGAUUUUCAUCGAGGCUGGGGCUUGAGCCAUCAAACCAAUCCAUACACACCCUACGGGCGUUACGGGCACUGGAUCAAAUGGAAGGAAGAGCAAGUUGCAUUGGGGACUGAUUGCCCUUACGUUGGUCAUGGAGACGGCCGGACACUGGAAACUUGCCACCGGAGCUGCUUUGAGAGAUCUUGCAACCUUGUCAACUUCAACACACAGGUGAAGGGCGGUGACUGUGUCCUGAGACGCUGCAGCGACCCAGCGCAGCCUUCCCUCACAGGAGGUGCUGAUGGCUGGCAGGUGUGGUCAAUGGUCAACGAGACCCAGCGUCAGUGCUCACCAUACCAUGCCAUCUUCCGGCAACUCAACCAGCGAUACUGGAAUCGGCCUGUCAACCAUGGGCCCUUUUGGAAGUGA
Messenger RNA from Durusdinium trenchii, 672 nucleotides. NCBI's taxonomy places the organism in Eukaryota, Dinophyceae, Suessiales, Symbiodiniaceae. The record is from the annotation of a GenBank genome assembly.